AUGGGUACUCUUGCGUGUCAUAUCGAGUCGCAUUCGAGAGUAUCCGAUUCCCAGCUGUCCGAGAACAGCUUUUGCGCCGACGAUGAAAAUCAUGCUUCCUCUCCCUGUCUCCCCCUGUCUCCCCCUGUCUCCCCCCAUAUCGACCGUCGGCUCUCUCUUGUGCGGCGAUGUGGCAUGCCCGCUGCCUUCCCCCCAGCCUUCGAGUUCCUCACCGGACUAUCGACAUGGCUUCAUCCGAAUCUCUUUAUUCGACCGGCUACCUCACCUGGUGAUGUCCAUGGAAGUGACGACGUAACAGGUGUCUCGAUCUGGUCGACAGCCGCGAUCGACGUCGGUCAAACAGGUUCGUCAUCGCUGCCCACGUACUUCCCCUUCCCUCCCCCACCCCACCUAACCUUCCACUUUCAGUCGCUUGUAUACCCAAACGCUCCGUGCUCUCGCACCGCAACUCGCAACUCCAUCUCCCCGACUGGAAUCGAACGCUGGACUUGUCCCCAACUCUCCGUCUCGUCCUCGUCGUCCUCUACGAGCUGCACCUAGGUCCUCAAUCAAUUUGGUCCGAAUACCUCGCAUCGUUAGCCUCUGCAACGGUCCCCGUAGGAGUCUUGUGGACCGGGAAAGCCAAAGUAUGGGCUCGAGGAACCCAAGUCGCCCGAGUCGUCCGUGAAUUGGGAUUGGAUCAUGUACGUGUGUGGAGUAUGACCACAUUCAUUUGCACUCGUCCUGAACGUCAUCUCACCACAUAGGAAACGAUCCGACAAUUCUACGACGGGCUUCCGGCGAAGGUGCUCGGAGCGAUCGGUAACCCCACAAGGGAAGCCUUCUUCCGAGCUUAUUCACUCGUCUCCUCCCGAGCCGUGAGUAUUCCCAAUUCCCCACCCCACUUUUACAGGCCCCAACACAGACCCCUUGACACAUUCCUCCCACAGUUCAUGAUCGACGCCUUUCACACUGUCGCCCUUGUCCCUUUGUUCGAUCUCUUCAACCACUCCGAUACACCGCACGUCCAUCCCGAAGCUGAGCAUUGGGUCUGCUCGACUUGCGGUUCGUUCGGGUUUUGUUCGCAUGACGAUCAAGACGAGGGGUACGAACUGAGUGAGGGAGCAUCACUUUCCUCCCCGACCUCGCACCCAACCGCGAGGGAGGAAGACGAGACUUAUGACCUCGUGACCGUCCUGCACAUCGACCCUUCCAACGGGGAGCAAGAAAUCUUCAACACCUACGGCGACAUGAGCAAUGCUCAAUUGGUCACGAUGUAUGGGUUUUUGAUCGAUGGGAACCAGUACGAUAGGAUCCAUUUUGAAGUUGGGCUGAAGAAGGAACAGAGGCGCGAAUGGGAAGAGUUAAUUUCGCUUUGGUCGGAGCUCGGACAUAGGCACGAGGAGCAGUCCCACGAGCUCAUUAUACCCCUUCCUCCGACGACAAACUCGACGAUUGGACCAAACCAUUCCACCCACGAAGAAUUCUACAUCGACGCCGAAGCCCGACUCUCCACACCCCUUUGGCUAGCCCUCUUGAUCCAGUCCGAGAUACCCCUCCCUCGCUCAUCGAGGAAGAAGCAAAAGGUCUUUCUUCAAAGUUUCUACGAUUCCCUCUCAGCGACCGCCUUUUCGCUCGGGCCAUUAGCGAAGAGGAAUUUGGGGCUUUUCAAAUCCCACGUCGAAACGAUCGUCCGUCGGAUAGUCGGGGUCCAACAUCGACCUGAAUCGACCAGUCGGGACUUGUUCGAUUUGGCCGAGACUGAUGGGUUGGAGGAAAUGGAACGUUUGGCGAUAAAGUCGCUGGCGCUAGAGAGGGGUUUGUUGGAGACGCUGGUGGCGAAGCUUGCGGACUUGGUGUAG
This is a messenger RNA of Microbotryum saponariae, 1841 nucleotides long. The record is from the annotation of a GenBank genome assembly. Lineage: Eukaryota; Fungi; Basidiomycota; Microbotryomycetes; Microbotryales; Microbotryaceae.